Molecule: messenger RNA, 2985 nt
Organism: Anguilla rostrata (American eel)
Lineage: Eukaryota; Metazoa; Chordata; Actinopteri; Anguilliformes; Anguillidae
Product: deoxynucleoside triphosphate triphosphohydrolase SAMHD1-like
Exons: 10
Coding region: 673-1695 (340 amino acids)
Biological process (GO): defense response to virus; regulation of innate immune response; dGTP catabolic process
Cellular component (GO): nucleus
Molecular function (GO): dGTPase activity
Source: RefSeq, a predicted model, not a curated record
CUAGGCCUUAUACUGAGCCACUGCAGCUGCCAUGCCUGUGAGUGGGGCCUGAGCCCUAGGCCUUAUACUGAGCCACUGCAGCUGCCAUGCCUGUGAGUGGGGCCUGAGCCCUAGGCCUUAUACUGAGCCACUGCAGCUGCCAUGCCUGUGAGUGGGGCCUGAGCCCUAGGCCUUAUACUGAGCCACUGCAGCUACCCUGCCUGUGAGUGAGGCCUGAGCCCUAGGCCUUAUACUGAGCCACUGCAGCUGCCAUACCUGUGAGUGGGGCCUGAGCCCUAGGCCUGUUACUGAGCCACUGCAGCUGCCACGCCUGUGAGUGGGGCCAGCCUGAGACUCUCUUACGGGUCAAUGAAACACCUGAGGUCCUGAAGGGACUGCCCACCCAAUACCAGAGUGGGUAGGGAGAUACUCAUAUCAGUCCCAGUCCCUGGUGCCUCUGUAUUUACACUUUAAAACAAUAUUGUGGAUAAGUUUUAUUUAUUUCACAUUUAUUUUUCUUUAAAUUUUCUCUUAGGUCAUGGCCCCUUCUCUCACCAGUUUGAUGAUCUGUUCAUUCCAAAAGUAGUAGAAAAGCUCUCAACAGAGCUUGAAAAGGAAAUACCAGAUGGUGAAAAGAAAAGAGAAAAAAAGAAUACACUGGAAAAUUGGACGCACGAAGAGCAAUCAGGCUCCAUGCUGAAAAUACUGAUCGGAAACAUCAGUGACACGGAAUGCCGUGCGUUCAUAGACACUCAUAAAGACUUCAUCAAAGAGUUGAUUGAUCCACCUGGUGAGAUAAAACAUCUCAAAAAUCCCAAAACUUUCCUGUAUGAGAUUGUGUCCAACAAGAGAAAUGGCAUCGAUGUGGACAAGAUGGACUACUUUUCCAGGGACUGCUACCACCUUGGUAUUGAAAGCAAUUUCAACUGCGGACGAUUCUUCAAGUUUGCCCGGGUGUGCGUGUGCGAUGGUGAGAUGCAAAUCUGUAUGAGAGACAAGGAGGUGGGACACAUUUAUGAUCUCUACCACACAAGAAGCAACAUCCACCAUAAAGCCUGCCAGCACAAGGUCGUCAGUGCUAUUGACACAAUGAUAGUGGAUGCUUUACUUCUAGCUGAUGAAGCCCUGAACAUUUCAGGGUCUGUAUCUGAGCCAAUAGAGUACAGAAAGCUGAAAGAUGUGAUUUACCAGGACAUCCUGCAUUGCGAGAAAAUAAAAUUCAAUACGGAAUAUGUCGAUGACAUCAACAAGGCUCAGAAAAUCCUUGAGAGAAUCGAAAGCCGUAACCUGUACAAGUGUAUUUAUGAUUGUCGCUUAAAAGACAAGAACCCUGACUGCGAAAAUAAAAACCAAAGAAAACGUAAGCACGAAAAUGAACUCGAACAUGAUCUUCAACAAGAAUACGAAGAGCUCCCACAGGUAGAAAAGAAAAACUUUGCCGUAAGAAUCAUCAACUUGGCUUCUGGAAAGAAGGGAGAAGACCCAAUUAAGCACAUGAAAUUCUACUCAAAGCAACACCCUUGUACAGCCAAAAAACUGAAAAGAAAGGAAGUCUCCCAGCUCCUCCCAAAUGUCUUUUCUGAGACAGUGCUCCAAAUUUUCUGCAAGAAUUCAGAGACGAGCGGCAAUAUGCAAGAAUUCAGAGCUUCUGAUGGCUUUCAGAAUAUGAUGAAGGAAUGGUGUGAGAAAAACCAUUACGAGAUGGUGUCUGAAUAAUCAUCGGCCCAUGGCAUUUUGAUACAACAGCAGGAAGCAAAAUUAAAAAGACCAAUAAUACAUUCUUUAUACACCACUGCAGAGAAAAGGCUAAGGAAAAAAUACAUGCAAAAAAAAAAUUGACAUUCAUUAGGUAAAAUUUUCAAAUGCGUGACAUGAUAAUUUUUGAAAAAUGUCACAAUAUACAUGUGUACUUGAGUAAUAUAAAGGGGAAAGGCUAUCACAGCUCCUGUCUUCCUGGUAUAAGCUGAAGCAGCUAAAGAAAAAAAAAUUCUGUUUUAUCUUAGUGUGUUUCAACAGUUGCUUCUCAAAACAAACAUGAUAAAAAACAAAUGUACAUUCACUAAAAAUAUUUUAUGGAAUGCUUUGGGAGAAUAGGAUUUCAUUUUAUUUUCAUUUUCAUUCAUUCAUUUUCACUUUAAUUGUAGAAAAUCAAAAGGCUUUCUUGAUUAUUUUUACCAUUUUAAUUUUAUGUUAAUCAACUAACAGUAAUUUUCUUUAUUUGUCAUUGUCUGUUAGAAAUGAUUGAGGCUGGGGAAGAAAUGUUUGAACUGUAACAGAUUAUUUUCAUGCCAUGCCAAUUAUUUACAUGAGACUAAUGAUUUUGUCAUUUCACUCAAGUGGACUUACUCCAAACUGUAAAAUAAACAGCAAUUAUAACAACAACAAUUUAAUAUGAAAAAUUUGUUUAAACUGGCAUUCAAUCUAUAGUUGAGGAAAUAUUCAUACCACAUAAUCUAUGGAAAAAUUCCAUAGUGGUGUGAUGCUGUUGUUAAAAUAGCCAUGUUAAUGUUGACACAAUGUAGGGAGCAAUAUGGAUAUUGCAUAAGUAAUGGGAAUGUCUAAUCAUUUAUAACAUCUGGAUUCUAUUUUAGAGGGAUUAUGCAGAAUACAUUUAAUUCCAGAUCCUUGUUUGUGUUUACUGAACCAUUUUAAUUUAACGUAGAAUAGAUUACAAAUUUUCUAGGUAUUUUUAACUUAAAGUGCUCAGCAGCUCAAAUGAAUGAAGCAAGACCUAGAAUAGUGCAGCAAUAAGAUUUCUGUGGCUAUUUGUAACACGCUGUUAUCUCGAUAUUAUGGGAAUAUGUAUAAUCAUAUAUAAAUAAGCUGUACACCUAUAUAUUACAUUUUCAAUAUGUGUUUGAGUCUGUGGUGUUGAUAAUUUGUGUUAUUUUGUGGGUUGUGUUUUGUGGUUUUGUGUCUUGGUUGUGUUUGAUGUGUAUUUUUUUAUGUGAAAAAUCAAGAAAAAUGAUGAUCACAAAAUAAUAAAAAAUAACUGACCCUCUUACA